GUGGUUAUGUUGGUUCUAUGGAUUCGUUCUACGGAUGUUCUUUGGUGUUGGCGAGGACUUCUUCUUAUUCUCUGAAAUCAGGGAAUCACCAAGAGGCAAGUUUCAUGGUAUUUGUUUUUGAAUUGGGUUAACAAAAAUUUAAACUUCAAAAAAAAACAAGAAUUGAAUUGUUUCUGAUUUUUGAACGACAGAAUUAUAUCGGUUUAAUUAAAGAAAAAAACCCUUAAAUAUUUCGGCUAUUUGAUAAGGGCCUAACGUGAAAACUUUCCACAAAUAUAAUUACCCAAUGGAGAACCUUCUAGAGACUUGUUAUGAAACGGACCUGUUAUACCGUCGAUAGAGAAAACGCCGUCGUCUCGGAUGGACCUUUCAGACUCCGGGUCACUAGAUACCGAGAGAUGUGGGUCUUGUAGAAUCUGGCACGCGCAAGCCACACUCCCUUUUUAUCCUUAACCACAUAUUUUUUUGUCUUUCUAAAUCGUCAUCCUUGUUCUUCGUUUCGUGAGAGUCUACAAAUCUGAGUUGUCCGCUUCUUCAUCAUUUCUCUAGAAGACGAGCGAAAAUAUUAUCUAGAUUAACCUAACCGCCUUCUCCUCCAUAAUACAAAGGUGCUUCUCUCAUUCGCUGAUCAUCAUCUCGUGAAUAUUCUCCGACAAUUAGUUUCUGUUACAUCGAAAAAUCCGACCAGGUUGAGAUAUGACUUCGUAUAUGAGUUCUGCUCCUUCAGUCACAAAUCUCUGGACAACACCUAACAACGUGAUCCAAUUAGCUGAUAUGGUAUCCACUGAAUCAUACCACUUGUUGAGUGGGAAGAAGACUCUUAUCUUCUCCCUCAGGCCUACCAAGAGUUUUCCACUAUCACUUACUCAGAUGAAGAUCAGAGUUCCGAGAACCUUAGCUUUUGCCUCAGCGAAAGGGAAAGGCAAAGCUGAAAGCGGAGUGGAGGCGGCUAUCGUUGGUGAUAAUAAUACCUCCACAGAACGUAACUGGAGUUUCGACUUUCCAGAGUCCAAAGCUGAGUUUUGUCUUGUAGACUCAGAGGCAUGCCAAAACCUGUCUAGUCUUCUUGAAAAACUCAAUGCUCUUCGCUCACAUCUACUAGCAGCAGAGAAGUGGAACGCUUCUAGACUUCAGUCAUGUGACAGCAAAUAUCUACAAUGUGCUACAAACUUAAUCCAUUAUAUGGCUUUGAGGUCAUUGGACACUGAGCAGCUCAACAGUUAUCUUGCUUCUCUUGGUCUGUCAAGUUUAGACAACAACAACAAUCUGUCUGUUCUCUCCAACCUUGACGCAACCAUUAAUCUGUUGAUGAAGUCUCCCAUGGAAUCUUGGAAGCAGCAGAAGGGUAAUAAGAUUAUUGAGAAGAAUGAUAAAGGAAGGGUAUUAUCAUCAUAUAAAGAGUCAUUACUUGGUAAGCUUCGUGAGGGGAAAAGAACUCAUAUCAUGGUAACCGUUGGUAAAGAAGCAACCGAGAGUGAAACUUUUAUAACAGACAUUCUUAAGGCUGGCGCUUCGGUUAUCCGUAUAAACUGUGCACAUGGAGACCCCACCAUUUGGGGUGAGAUCAUCAAAAGGGUAAGAAGAACCUCUCAGAUGCUUGAGAUGCCAUGCCGCGUUCUUAUGGAUUUAGCUGGACCAAAACUGAGAACUGGCACCUUAAAACCUGGUCCAUGCGUGAUGAAAGUUUCACCCAAGAAAGAUGCUUACGGAAACGUGGCUUCUCCUGCUAUUGUAUGGCUCUCUGUAACAGGAACAGAACCUCCUCCUCACCUUUCCCCUGACGCUACUAUAUUCGUACAAGACCAGGAGUUUCUUGCUGGUCUCCAAAUUGGUGAUUCUGUAAGACUAUAUGACGCUAGAGGGAAAAAGAAAAAGCUUAGGAUCUCAAAAGAGUUUGAUGUUUUCUCCAGUACUGGAUUUGUGGCUGAAUGUUUUGACACUGCUUAUGUUGAGUCUGGAACUGAGUUAUGCGUUAAGGGAAAUAAAGGGAGACGUUUGCUUGGUGAAGUAGUGGAUGUUCCUCCCAAGGAAUCUUUUGUAAGGCUCAGAGUGGGUGAUUUGCUAGUCAUAACCAGAGAAGGAUCCUUUGAUGAACCUUCUGUAACUGUUCCAGGAGCUCAUAGGCUAACUUGUCCUUCAGGUUACUUGUUUGAUUCGGUCAAGCCAGGGGAAACCAUUGGUUUUGAUGACGGCAAAAUCUGGGGAACAAUCAAAGGAGCUAGCCCUGCAGAGGUGAUUGUCUCCAUCACUCAUGCUGGUCCCAAAGGUACGAAACUAGGAUCAGAGAAGUCUAUAAACAUUCCUCAGAGUGACAUCCGUUUCAAAGGCCUGACUUCAAAAGAUAUCAAAGAUCUUCAGUAUGUAGCUUCACAUGCCGACAUGGUUGGCAUUUCAUUCAUACGUGAUGUCCAAGAUAUUACAGUUCUUCGACAAGAGCUCAAGAAAAGGAAACUUAAUGAUCAGCUUGGUGUUGUUCUCAAGAUUGAAACGGAAUGUGGGUUUGAGAAUCUGCCCUUGAUUCUACUAGAGGCGAUGAAAUGUUUGAAUCCUUUAGGAGUUAUGAUAGCUCGAGGUGAUCUUGCGGUUGAAUGUGGAUGGGAGAGAUUAGCUAAUAUACAGGAAGAGAUUUUAGCUAUCUGCAAAGUUGCUAGAGUGCCGGUGAUUUUGGCUACUCAGGUUCUUGAAUCACUUGUCAAAUCAGGUGUUCCGAGUAGAGCUGAGAUCACAGAUGCUGCUAAUGGCAGAAGGGCGAGCUGUGUGAUGUUGAACAAAGGCAAACAUAUCACUGAAGCUGUUUCGAUGUUGGACACUAUCCUCCAUACCAAGCUUACUUAUAAGAAGCUGGACUCUGGAAAUCUACAUUGAUGUGCUUAUUACUAGAAAGACAACUUGUAGUUUGGUAGGCCAGUCCAUGAACUGGGUGCGUCCGGUUAAGUCCUAGUUGAACAUUGCGUCUUCUGCACUCGAACCCGUCGCCUUGGAGUCUUUAGCUGUUAUUCUAUUCGUAUAGUUCUAAAAGAAAGAGAUUUUAGUGGGAAUCUAAUAUGUUUUUAGGUUACAAAACAAUCAUUAGUAAUAUCAAAAGCUUUUCCCUCUAGUUCGCUUUAGUUUCCCCCUUUCUCCUACAAUGAAUCCAUCCAUAUUCGUGUUUUUCAAACUAUAAACAACUCGGUUAAAACCCGCGCCUUGCGCAGGAUGAAUGUUGUAUAUUUAAAAUAUUUUUA
Brassica napus (rape) is the source of this 3224-nucleotide messenger RNA. RefSeq names its product plastidial pyruvate kinase 4, chloroplastic. The record is from RefSeq and is a predicted model, not a curated record. The transcript is spliced from 5 exons. Gene Ontology annotation, molecular function: magnesium ion binding; potassium ion binding; pyruvate kinase activity. Bases 697 to 2865 code for a protein of 722 amino acids. Gene Ontology annotation, biological process: glycolytic process. Gene Ontology annotation, cellular component: cytoplasm. Lineage: Eukaryota; Viridiplantae; Streptophyta; Magnoliopsida; Brassicales; Brassicaceae.